Rhagoletis zephyria (snowberry fruit fly) is the source of this 2195-nucleotide messenger RNA. RefSeq names its product target of brain insulin (gene tobi). Gene Ontology annotation, molecular function: hydrolase activity, hydrolyzing O-glycosyl compounds. Lineage: Eukaryota; Metazoa; Arthropoda; Insecta; Diptera; Tephritidae. Gene Ontology annotation, biological process: carbohydrate metabolic process. The record is from RefSeq and is a predicted model, not a curated record.
ACGCGUAAAAAUAACAAGACUGAAAACUCGCCAAAAUGUGCUAUAAAAGUGUUUUCUUUACAUGUGCUUUCCUUGCUUUGUGUCUUCAACCGCUCCAAGUGAUAUCUUGCCAAAAUAUUGAGCAACGGUUUAAGUUUCCUAAUAGUGAUAUCUACUUACGUUUAGUCCACAACUCAAAACUGCAAUAUCAGGUUAUGAAAGGUUCAAAAACACUUCAGACAGUUACCCUAGAAAACACGUCCACCAACAAUAAAUUGGAACAAACCGAAACUGGUUCUUUUACACUGAGUACAGGAGAUGCCACAAUUCAAUUCGAUUUGAUUCCCAGCAGCACUGGUAUCGUGCAUGUCCGCGUCUCCCGCAAUGUUCCGGCUGGCACGCAGCCUAUUGAUUGCUUCGAUCUGGAUGUCUCUAAUGCACACUGGUAUGGUGGUCCAGAAUACAAGAAUCAUUAUUGGCCAGUAGAGAAGCAAACAUUGACCAAUUUCUCGUAUGUCACUAAAGAAUUGGAGAACAUGGGCGUAGCUGAGCGUUAUUGGCUCAAUACGAAAGGUGAAUUCUUCUAUGUCGAAGAUAAUACACCCCUCUUUGUCGAACAAAAUUCCGAAGGCUAUGAAAACAAGUUGUGCUUCAGUGCAUUAAGUGCGCUACCGUUCAACUCACGCGUUGAUAAAGUAACUUUUGUAUAUCACAUUGGUAUAGCAUCAAAUGCUAAGGAUGCACAUAUGUAUGUCGUAAAGAAAUUCCUUGGCCAUCCUUCUGAAUAUCCUGAUGAGCGCAUGGUUGCCCAUCCGAUCUGGUCCACAUGGGCGCUUUAUAAAAGAGAUAUCAAUGAGUCUGUUGUGCGCGCAUUCGGUGAAGAAAUUUUGAGCAAUGGUUUCAACAAUAGCCAGCUGGAAAUCGAUGACGACUGGGAAGAUUGCUAUGGCGCAUUGUCAUAUCGUAAAACUAAAUUUCCUGACAUGAAGCAGUUGACUGACGACUUGAAGUCGAAAGGUUUCCGUGUCACUUUGUGGAUACAUCCCUUCAUCAAUAAAAAUUGCGAACCGAUCUAUAGUGAUGCGUUAAAUAAGGGUUACUUGAUCCUUGAUCAUAAUAAUAAUCCAGAUACACAAUGGUGGAAUAGCGGUCCGAAUGAAGCUGCUUAUGUUGAUUUUACCAAGGCUGAGGUGCGCACUUGGUUCAGCGAUCGCCUGAAGAGUUUGCAGGAGGAAGGUGGUAUUGACAGUUUCAAAUUCGAUGCCGGCGAGUCAAGUUGGAUGCCCUCCGAUCCUGUACUGCAGGGUGACUUGAGCCUAUCACCUACACAAAUGACGCGCGACUAUGUGCGUACCGUAGGUGCUUUCGGUCCCAUGGUGGAAGUGCGUUCCGGUCAAAAUACACAGGAUCUGCCAAUUUUUGUGCGUAUAGUAGAUAAGGACUCCGAGUGGGGUUGGAACAAUGGCUUGCUUACACUCAUAACGACAAUGUUGCAAAUGAAUUUGAAUGGCUAUCCAUUCGUGUUGCCCGACAUGAUUGGCGGCAAUGGCUAUGACGAUAAACCACCGAGCAAAGAACUAUUUUUGCGCUGGUUGCAAGCAAAUGUUUUCAUGCCUAGCUUGCAGUUCUCGUACGUGCCAUGGAAUUUCGAUGAAGAAGCUAUUGAGAUAAGCAAGAAAUUCGUGCAAAUGCAUGCUGAUUACGCUCCUGAAAUCAUCAAGCGCUUCAAAUUGGCAACGGAAACCGGCGAACCUGUGAAUUUGCCACUCUGGUGGGUUGAUCCAAGCGAUAAAGUGGCGCAAGGCGUUUACGAUCAAUUCCUGCUCGGCGAUGACAUCAUUUCUGCACCAGUCGUUGAGGAGGAUGCUGUUGUACGCGAUAUAUAUUUGCCUAAAGGAAAUUGGAAAGAUGGCAAUACAGGCGUAGUGUACCAAGGCCCCAAAUGGUUGAUGGCAUACAAAGCACCACUGGACACGCUGCCUUAUUUUGUGCGCGAGCACAACUAAUGUGUGAUAUAACUACAUAUCGUCCUGACCUGUAAUACAAAAAGCUGUAACGAACCAAUUCAACAAAGUGAGGAGUUAUAAUUCGAUGAAAUGCGUCAUUUUCAUUAAAAAGAAAUGUGAAUUUUAGAUUUAUUGUCAGUUUUAGCCUUUUGCGUUUCAAAGGACGUUUGCACAUACAUAUGUAUGUAUGUAGUUUAAAGAUAUAAGAUU